Thrips palmi is the source of this 771-nucleotide messenger RNA. RefSeq names its product SET domain-containing protein 9-like. Lineage: Eukaryota; Metazoa; Arthropoda; Insecta; Thysanoptera; Thripidae. The record is from RefSeq and is a predicted model, not a curated record. The transcript has a single exon. Bases 1 to 771 code for a protein of 256 amino acids.
AUGGAUAGUAGUCUGUCUAAAAUUUGGAAAAACUAUCGUCAUCGAUUCGUCCCUUGGAUGGCCGCUAACAUCAAAACUGCUCAACGACGAGUGGUGGCUGUGUCGACAGACAAGACAGCUUCUGAUGAGGACCUUAAAAAAGCUGUAUUGAAAGUGACCUAUAAUUUAGACAAGAAAUUUAGAAAAUCUCUUGAGAUUGAUACCGAAUCUAUCAUGUUAAAUGUUCUUGGUUACAGUGUGAAGCGUAUGAAGAGUCGUUUAAAGGGUGGUGGGACUGGUGUAGUGUUGUCUCUUGGCUCUGCGCAAAAGGGAGACUUGAUAGCAUUUUACCCUGGCACACUCUAUCGACGCUUUGAACCGCUGUUACUUCCCUCUUUAGGCAACCAGUUCAUUCUCCGAUGCAUGGAUGGAAUUCAUGUAGAUGGGAAUGACAGGUUUCUCUCUAAAAGCAUAUUUCAUUCUUGUGUAAAUCGAGACUCAUUUGGUCAGUAUCGAGCUGCUGACACAUCUUGGAUUACAAAGCAGCCCGUUGUUCCUUGGAAUAUUGGUCAGUAUGUUAAUAAUGGAACCAAAGAAUGUCCGCCAAAUGUUGCAUAUCAAGAGUUUGAUAUUGAAAAUUUUCCACCAGAAUUAGAUUAUUUGUUACCAAAUAUUUGGUAUAGUGGUCCUAGAGGAAGACACCUGAGAACUGUUGCUCUUGUUGCAACCAGAAAAAUUCAACAAGGUGAUGAAAUUUUUUCAAAUUAUGUAACACUCCUUCAUGACCAUUAA